AUGCUACCGCUCAUGUGCCCUCAGGACGUAGAUCCCAAGACCAAGCCGCAACGCUCAGACGAAAGAGACUGCGCCCCCCAGGCGCGGAAGUCGUGGAAGCUGGGCCUUUCUCUGGGCUUGAACAUGAGCCUGAUCCAGGCCAUCUACCUCGCAGGCUUCGGGAUGAGCGCCGCCUGCAUCCAGUACUGGAACUUCAACGCGCACGAGGUGCUGCUCACCCUCUUCUGCGUGGUCUUCGGCGUGAUGUCGGUGAGCUCCAUCGUGCAGUACAUCCCCGACUCUGCAUCCGGGCACCACUCGGCCAUGGAGGUCUUCCGGCUCAUCGACCAGGUUUCCAAGAUCGACGCCACGAAGCCGACCGGGCGCAUUGAGAGCAUCGGAGACGGGUCCAUCCACUUCCAGAACGUGCACUUCUGGUACCCCCAUCGGCCGGAGGUGCGGGUGCUCAAGAAGCUGAACUUCACUAUCCAGAAAGGUCAGGCCGUUGCCCUGGUGGGCUUCUCCGGCAGCGGCAAGUCCACUGUCAUCCAGCUCCUGCAGCGUUUCUACGACCCCCAGGGUGGAGCGAUUCGAGUGGGCGGCCAGGAUUUGCGUGAUCUGAACGUGGCAUGGUGGCGCAAGCAGGUCGGCAUGGUAGGCCAGGAGCCAGUCCUCUUCGACGUGUCCCUGGAAGAGAAUGUCAAGUAUGGCUACCCUGAGGCAACAGAUGCCCAGGUGAGGGAUGCAGCACAGGCUGCCAACAUGGACUACGUCUUCUCGGGUGCUGUGAAGUGGACCGACCGCAUCGGCCUCCGCGGAGAGAAGCUGUCUGGUGGGCAAAAGCAGCGUUGCGCCAUUGCUCGCGCCCUGCUCCGGCGGCCCCAGUUCAUGCUGCUGGAUGAGGCGACGUCGGCUCUCGACUCCACGUCCGAGCGCCUGGUGCAGCAGGCAAUGCAGGAAGCAAGGGUGGGCAAGACCACCAUCACGGUGGCACAUCGGCUCUCCACGAUCCAGAACUCAGACAAGAUCUUCGUGAUGUCCAACGGCAAAGUGGUCGAAGCGGGAACCUACCAUGAGCUGAUCCACAUGGAUGGAAACUUUGCGAAGCUGGCAGCGCGCAGCUUGUGA
Molecule: messenger RNA, 1107 nt
Organism: Symbiodinium natans
Lineage: Eukaryota; Dinophyceae; Suessiales; Symbiodiniaceae
Source: the annotation of a GenBank genome assembly